CGAACAAGAUGGUUGCGGAGGAAAGGAGGAAGAGGGCAGAAGCGGAAGAAGCUAUCAAAGAGGUGAAAGAAGAGCGGGAAGCUUUGAGAGAGACCAUCAAAGUUCUGGGAGGAAAAGUUGAUGAUGCUUCCAGUAGGGCGUCGACAGUGGAUGACGAGGAAGAGGCAGGAUCGGAUGAAAAUUCGUUCGCCCCCAGGGAUUUGGACAAGCAUUACGAAGCUUUGAGAAAGACCAUUCAUCAUGUUGGUGAGGGUAUUGGAGGGGAUGAAGUAGAUCAGGUGAUGUCAGGUAUAGGAGUCAUUCCAGAUGUCGGUGGACCGGGUAUCAUGCCGAUUCUGAAUGAAGUGAACAGGAGUGGGUUGGAGAUGGUCCCUUCUAUCGCACCUCUGUCUCCGAACCCAUGGGCCAGCGCCGAACCGUUUAAUCUUCCCCCUCAACCCGCAGUCCCAACUUUACGGGUGAUUGAGGGUACUCCACAAGAGUCUAUCUCACGAUCGGGCGCGGAAGAAAUUGGGCAGGUGGAAGUAGGAAAGAAUGAGUCUAGGAGCCAAGUGGAAGAGUUGGAUCGUUUGAUGGAGCGAUUGCAGCAAGAAGCAAAGGAUUGAAAAGUGUUAUGGAUUGGGUACUAGAGUAAUCUUGUCUUUCACGAUGUCAUUCUAAUCAUUGUUCGACUGCAUGUCAAGAUAGUACGAGUUAGUUAUAGGGUUGUUAGAGAUGGAUGCAUCAUGAGUUGUCCC
Tremella mesenterica DSM 1558 is the source of this 737-nucleotide messenger RNA. RefSeq lists its product as uncharacterized. Bases 9 to 605 code for a protein of 198 amino acids. The transcript has a single exon. Lineage: Eukaryota; Fungi; Basidiomycota; Tremellomycetes; Tremellales; Tremellaceae. The record is from RefSeq and is a predicted model, not a curated record.